This is a messenger RNA of Mirounga angustirostris (Northern elephant seal), 6815 nucleotides long. Its product is annotated as zinc finger protein 677-like. Gene Ontology annotation, biological process: regulation of DNA-templated transcription. The transcript is spliced from 4 exons. The coding region runs from base 372 to 2057 and encodes 561 amino acids. The record is from RefSeq and is a predicted model, not a curated record. NCBI's taxonomy places the organism in Eukaryota, Metazoa, Chordata, Mammalia, Carnivora, Phocidae.
CUCGCCCCAGCCCCGCCCACAGGCGGUGUGCGUCAGAGCGAGGCCACUGUUCGCACCCCGCUCAUUACCGGAAGCACUCUCCGCGGGCCCUGCCCAAUCCCGCCGUUCCACCGGCGCGCAAGCGCAGCUUUUCACCGACCCGGAAGCAGCUGGCAGGGAGCGAACGUCAAAUUGGCCUCUGAGGGUUUUGAACUUUCUCUUUUCUACGUGAGCGUCUCAGUCCCCAGGCCUGCACCCCUGGGGCCUGGGGUCUCCGCGCACGUUAGAGUCGCCUCAGCCCCGCCUCCCACCGCGGAUUGACGUCUCAAGACCCAUCUUGCCUGGCAGAGAAGCCCAGAGGAGGGAGAGGAGGAAAGCCCAGAGAGUCAGGAAUGACUCAUUCUCAGGGACGCUUGACCUUCAGGGAUGUGGCCAUAGAAUUCUCUCAGGAGGAGUGGGAGUGCCUGGACCCUGCUCAGAGGGCCUUGUACAGGGACGUGAUGGUGGAGAACUACAGGAACCUGGUCUUCCUGGAUAUCUCUACCAGAUGUGUGAGCAAAGAAUUACCACCAAAAGAAGACAUUAAUAAUGGAGAAUUAUUCCAAACAUUAAUUUUGGAAAGACACAUAAGACAUGAGUUUGAGGAUUUUGAUUUGAGAAAAAUCCAAGAUGUGAACAAAUUUGAGACUCAGUGGCUUUAUGAAGAAAAAAAUUAUGUAGAAGACACUGCAACCCAUUACAAAAAUCUCGCCUGUAGAGAACAUCAACAACACCAUAAAUUCUGUAAUCAUUUUCCUGUAAAGCACAAUGUUUCCAUAGGAAGAAAUACAUCUGAAUAUUACAAACAUGAUACAGUGAGUAAGGCACUAAAAAACAAGGUAGGUUAUUUAGGAAGCAAGUAUAGAAACUGUUCGGACAGUACACUUGGAUUAAGCUUUCAUUCACAUCUGACUGAACUGCAGAGAUUUCAGACCCAAGAGGAAAUUCAUGAAAGUAAUCAAAUUGAGAAGCCUACCAAAAAGACUUCAGUUUCACUUCAAAAAAUUCCUUCUAGUGUCAAAACCAACAUUUUUAAUAAAUAUGGGAAGGUUCUUAUGCAUCCUUCAUUACGGACACAACACCAGAAAACACCCAAAAGAGAAAAACCUUACAAAUGUAAUGAGUGUGGGAAGGCUUUUAGCCAUUGCUCAACCUUAGCUAAUCAUCAAAGAGUUCAUUCUGAGCAGAAACCUUACAAAGGUAAUGAGUGUGGCAAAGCCUUUAAGAGGUUCUCAAACCUUACAAGGCAUCAGAGAAUCCAUGCUGGAGAGAAAACAUAUAAAUGUAAUAUAUGUGGUAAAGAUUUUGCCACACAGUCACAUCUCUGGGGUCAUGAGCGAAUUCAUACUGGAGAGAAGCCUUACAAAUGUAACGAGUGUGGCAAAGCCUUUUCUGAUGGUUCAUAUCUUGCUCAACAUAAGAAUUUCCAUUCUGGACAGAAACCUUACAAAUGUAAUCAAUGUGGCAAGGAUUUUGCCACACGUUCACAUCUCUGUAUUCAUAAGAGAAUUCAUACUGGAGAGAAACCAUUUAGAUGUAAUGUAUGUGGUAAGGAUUUUAUGAUACCUUCACAGCUUUGGGGUCAUGAGCGAAUUCAUACUGGAGAGAAGCCUUACAAAUGUAGUGAGUGUGGCAAAGCCUUUUCUAGUGGUUCAAAUCUUGCUCAACAUAAGAGAAUCCAUUCUGGAGAGAAACCUUACAAAUGUAAUCAGUGUGGUAAGGAUUUUACCACACGGUCAUACCUUUGGAGUCAUGAGAGAAUUCAUACUGGAGAGAAACCUUACAAAUGUAAUGAAUGUGGCAAGGCCUUUAUCAGGAGUUCAAAUCUUACUCAACAUAAGAGAGUUCAUGAUGGAGAGAAACCCUAUAAAUGUAAUGUAUGUGACAAGGCCUUUAGUCAGAAUGCAAGCCUUACUGUUCACCAAAGAAUUCAUACUGGGGAGAAACCUUAUAAAUGUCAUGAGUGUGGCAAAGCCUUUAAGCACUACUCAAGCAUCAAUAAACACCAUAAUACACAUAGAGUAAAGAUACAAAUAUAAAGUGUGUGGUAAGACUUUUAUUAAAUGGGGGCACCUGGGUGGCUUAGUCGUUAAGCGUCUGCCUUCAGCUCAGGUCCUGGGAUCGAGCCCCGCAUCGGGCUCCCCACUCUGCGGGAAGGCUGCUUCUCCCUCUCCUGCUCCCCCUGCUUGUGUUCCCUCUCUCGCUCUCUCUCUCUCUGUCAAAUAAAUAAAUAAAAAAUCUUAAAAAAAAAAAAGACUUUUAUUAAAUGUUUAUACCUUUGGAAUCAUGAGAGAAUUCAUACCAGAGAGAAACCUUACAAAUGUCAUGAAUGUGACAAAUCCUUUAAGCACUGUUCAAGCCUGAGUAGACACCAGAUUAUACAUAGAAUGAAGAUAUAGAUGUGGCAAGGCUUUUAUUAAAUGUUCUCACAUUUGGAGUCAUGAGGGAAUGCAUACUGCAAAGAAAUCUCACCAAAGAAUGUAGCACAGCUUUCAUGCCAUGCCUCAGGAUUCACCAAAGAUUUCAUGUCGGAGAAAACCCUACAAAUACAAUGAGUGCUGGUACAUUGCUUAAGCAGGUUUCACAAUACACUAUGCAUCAGAGAAUUCUAGUAGUAUGAACUAAGUCUAAUUCUUGAAGAUUAAUCAAAUCAAAUGUUACACUCUGCAGGAAAAUUAAAAGUCAAAAUGUUUUAAAAUUCAUGAAAUGAUGGGUGUCAAAGGAGCAGGGAUAUCUGUGGAACAACCUGCUUAUCUUCAGCUUAUACGAUCUUUUUAUUUUCUAUUUCUUGAUGAGAUUACUUGAUUAUUGACUUUGGAUUUGUGGUUGAAAAUCUGUUGAUGAUGUUAUGUCUUCAACACAGACCUUUCAUGAAUUGCCACUAGUGUCUGUGAUGGUUCCUUUUGUUUUGGUCCUAAUGUAAAUGGUAUUUUGUUUUUAAUUUUUAAUUCACUUGUUUAUUUCUGGUAUCUAGGAAGGCCGUUAACUUUUGAUCAUUAACCUUGUAUCCUGCUGCCUUGCUAUAGUUUCCAUAUUGUGUUUUAUCUACCAUACUUUGGGGCAUCAUUAAAUUGUUCAGUGCUGUGUUGACAGGUACCACUGUUUUGUUCCUGGAAUAAAAAGAAAGGACUCUCUCUUACUAUACUAAUAUUAAGCAAAUCUUGCAGUCAUUAAGUCCAACUUGGUCAUGGGGCAGGUUCCUAUUGUAUUCUGUGGCAAUCGGAGUAUCUGCAGUUUAUUAAGAUCUCAGAAGCUGGGGCGCCUGGGUGGGGCAGUCAGUUAAGUAUCUGACUCUUGGUUUCUGCUCAGAUCAUGAUCUCGGGGUCAUGAGAUCAAGCCCUGCGUCUGACUCUGCACUCAGUGUGGAGCCAGCUUAAGGCACUCUCUCCCUCUGCCCAGCCCCCCCCCGCCCCCGCCCCCGCAGUCUCUUUCUUGCUCUAAAUAAAUAAAUAUGUCUUAGAAAAAAAUCUCAGAAGCUUUAUGCAUAAUUGGUGUUGCCAUAUAGAAUAAAUCUCUAAAUAUAAAUGGAAGCUGGUCACAGACAAAAUUAUAAAUAGCAUACCAGAAUCUAAACUACAAGGACAGCUUAUGAAAACAGCUAAAUGUAGAUCUAGAUUACUGGAAGAACAUCAUCAACCACCUUUUUCCGUAUAUCGUGUUGAUUACAUGAUGUGAUUUGUUACCACCCCCAGUAGGUUUAAGUCCCCAGUCUGCUGCUAAACAGGAUAUGAAGUUACUGAAAUCACUUAAUACUAUGCUUCAUAGUCCUCUUUAGAAUGGAAGUAGUAGUUUCCACCCCCAGAUUUGUGAUGAAUAGAGUUAACUGUCGUUGCAGCACAGAUUCUUGACAUUGUAGGUGUUUGUCCUUUCCUGAAGAGUUUGCCUGAGGGGGAAAAAUGGUAACAUGGUACCUGCCAUUUCUUAGACAAACCUGAUUGAUUUUUCCUGUAUCCCUUUUCCUCACAUGGCUGAUGCAGUUCCACAGCUGUGGUACAGCCUGGGGUCAUCAUGGGAGAGAGAAUUCAUAGGGAAUGUAACAUGAUGGAAAUCUUUACGAUGCAGGAUAAUAUAAAUUUCACAAGCAGCAAAAUUCCCCGUAAACAAAAUGGAUCCAUGACUUCCACGUAUAAUUGCCUUCUCCCCAACUGUUGAGAGUUUGUUGAAAGUUCUACAAGUCACUUAUUUGUGAUCAUGGGAGUCCAUGCUGUGAAACCUCUUUCAUGCCAACAUGGCUGGUAGGCAAUAUUAUAUAAUACAGCAUAAUCUACAUAAUUACCUUCUGAAGGUUCUCAUCUAUCCCCAGCACUGUAUUUUUUUUAAUAUGCAGGAAACAAAUGCAUGGAAUGAUUUGAUAAUAGGACUGGAUUCUCUUUCAGUUAUAUCUAGGUUAUUUGAAGACAUUUAAAACAGGAUACACAUUGUAAAUGUACUCAAGCAAAGAAAUCCAUCAAAAAGGUUUUUAGUGUCACAACCUGAAAGAAUCCUUCCUAGUGUCAAAACCAACAUUUGCAUAAGGGUGGGCAAGUUUUGAUCCCUUUUUUGUUGAUAGCAAAAUAAUAUAGUUCUACAUAUUACAAAGAAACUGCAAAAGUAAUGAACUUGGAAAAUCUUUAGACAGGAUGAAUCUUUACUAAUCAGAAAUUCAUACUGGAGAGAUCUUAAAAUUAUACACAGUGGGGCACUGUAUUUAACCAAGUCAAACAUUAUUAAACAUUCCAUAAAUAAAUACCUCAGAGUAAUCUUCAAAUGUAAUAUAUAGCGCAACGUUUUCAUCCAAAAUUCAAUCCUUGUGAGGUUAUCACAAUAUUAAUUUUGGAAUGAAAACUUAAGAAUUUUAUGAGUAAUGAUACUCAAGCCUUAGUAAAUGUUAAGUAAUUCAAAUAUUAUAAACUUCAGAAGCCAUAAGCAGGCUUAAAACUUAUGAAACACCACAUAAUGUAUACAGGAGUGAAACCUUACAAAUUUAAUAUAUUAAAAGCCUUUUUAUCCAAAAUGCCUUUAUCUCCUCAGUUCUUACUGUAGAAUUCAUCUUUAACACGUAUGGAUUUUAGAGAAACGUGGAUAUUAACUCAUGGAUAUUGCCUUAAAGAUUAUUGAAGGCAUAAAUCAGACCUUUGGAAAAUUGACAGUCUAACUUCACUUUCCUUAGUGUUCAUAUAAAGAAAACUCACAUGCCUGUCAAAUGGCCUUGGAAAUAUUGCAAAAGUAUUCUUUAACUGACAUCAAACUCAAGUCUUCGAGAGAAUAUAUACUCAAAAGAGCAAGAUUAUAAUCCACACCUGACAGAACAUUUAGAAAUAGAAAAACAAAAAUGCUAACAUAAUUUUUUAUGAAAGUGAUACUCUGGAUAAAAGUAAAUUUAAUAGGUCAUUUUGUACCAAAAGGUCAAUUAUGAAGUGCCUAGAAUUUUUCAAUUAAAACAAUGUAUUCUCUGGGUUCUGCUAUGGCCCAAACAGUAUUUACUUUUUCUAUUGUGUGUUUUCAUUUUCUCCCCAAAAUGGGUUUUAUGUACCCGUCUUAACUUUCUCAAUACAAAAAUCUCCAUAAAAAAACUAAAGUGAAUUUGCAAUUAUAUUUAGAAAUUACUGAGAAAUGAAUUAUGAGGUCACAAAAGUUUACCUCGAGUUUAUCUGUCACUUAAAGUGUGGAAUACGUUGAUAAACAUAAAGAACUCAAAUUAGAUAUAUACUCUAAAAAAAUUUUUUUUCUAAACAGUGAAUGGUGACCUAAAUAUCACAUGUCUCAACCCCCAUCUCCCACACACCAGGUCUUGUGCCUAUGAACAGCUCUAGAUAUGAACACAGGAUUGAGCCCAUGAUGAAUGGGGCUAGAAAUGGAAAUGAAAUUCUGAAAAAUGUUGGUCAGUAAUGGCAUAUUUCACAUUGGUAGAGAUUGCAUUUCACAUUUCAGUUUGCAUCCCUUGCAAAGAAAGCUGCACUCCUUUCUUACUUCAAUUGCUUACAUGCUAAUGCAGGAGACAUUCCUGGAUCCAGCCAUGGCCCCACAUCACUCCCCACAGAGGACCUGGUCCCAGACCACUCAGUCAGUACAUUUUGCCUGUCGCAGGAUGCACAUGUCUAUCUCUAAGUGAAGUUUUUUUGCAUUAAGUUUUUUAUUUUAUUUUUAUUUAUUUUAUUUGAGAGCGAGAGGGAGAGCACAGAGCAGGGGUGGGGAAGCAGAGGGAGAAGGAGAAGCAGACUCCCCACUGAGCAGGGAGCCUGACAUGGAGCUCUAUCCCAGGACUCUAGGAUCACGACCUGAGCCAAAGGCAGACACUUAAUGGACUGAGCCACCCAGGCGCCCCAAGUUUUUUAUUUUAAUACCAAAUAUAGUUAAUACUGUUAUACUAGUUUCAGGUAUACCAUUUAAUGAUUCAUCAAUUGUAUACAUUACACAGUGCUCAUCAUGACAAGGGUGCUUUAAAUGGCCGUCAUCUAUUUCUCGCAUCCCCCUCCCCACUCCCCCCCCUCCCCCGCAACCUUCAGUGUGUACUAUGUAGUUCAAAGUCCUAAACUGGUUUAUCUCUCUUUUUUCCCUUUGUUCAUUUAUUUUGUUUCUUAGAUUCCACAUAUUACUGAGUCAUAUGCUAUUUGUCUCUCUGACUUACUUCAUUUAGCAUAAUACUCUCUGGAUCCAUUAUUGUUACACACGGCAAGAUUUCACUCUAUUUUAUGGCUGAGUAAUACUCCAUGAUGUGUGUGUGUAUAUAUAUAUGUACAACUUCUUUAUCCAUUACGUCUCUGUUCCAUAACUUGGUUAUUAUAAAUAAUGCUACAAUAAACAUAGAGGUGCAUGUA